Molecule: messenger RNA, 2092 nt
Organism: Chenopodium quinoa (quinoa)
Lineage: Eukaryota; Viridiplantae; Streptophyta; Magnoliopsida; Caryophyllales; Amaranthaceae
Product: malate synthase, glyoxysomal-like
Exons: 4
Coding region: 154-1860 (568 amino acids)
Biological process (GO): glyoxylate cycle
Cellular component (GO): cytoplasm
Molecular function (GO): malate synthase activity
Source: RefSeq, a predicted model, not a curated record
UUUUGCGUCACAUUCUAAUCAUCCAACCUAUCCUACGCACAAAAUGCCACUGUCACUAACUCACUUCCCAUAAAUAAUGAAACGUUACCAUAAUACAUUUAAAAAAAAAAAAAAAAAGUUUUGAAGGUGUUAGAAACUUACCAAGAAAAAAGCAUGGAUUUGGGAACAACGCAUCAUUAUCCGGCUACCAGGCGAUCGGACGCUGACGCGUACGAGGUACCUGAAGGGGUAGACGUAAGAGGAAGGUACGACAACGAGUUUGCGAAAAUCCUGUCUAAGGAUGCCUUGCAAUUUGUUGCUGUGUUACAAAGGGAGUUUAGGAGCCAUAUUAAGUAUGCUAUGGAGUGUAGGAAGGAGGCUAAGGCUAAGUAUAAUAGCGGGGCGUUACCGGGGUUCGAUCCUACGACUAGGAUGAUCAGGGAAGGUGAUUGGGUGUGUGCUGCACCACCUCCUGCGGUUGCUGAUCGGAGGGUUGAGAUUACGGGUCCGACUGAGAGAAAGAUGGUCAUUAAUGCUCUUAAUUCUGGUGCUAAAGUUUUUAUGGCUGAUUUUGAAGAUGCAUUAUCACCAAGCUGGGAGAACUUGAUGAAAGGACAGGUGAACUUAAGAGAUGCUGUGAAUGGGACAAUUAGUUUCAAUGACAAAGCUAGGAAUAAGACCUAUAAAUUAAAUGACCAAAUUGCUAAGCUCUUUGUCCGCCCACGCGGUUGGCACCUCCCUGAAGCUCAUAUUCUGAUUGACGGCGAGCCUGCUACUGGCUGUCUAGUCGACUUUGGCCUCUACUUCUACCACAACUUUGCUAAGUUCCGCCAGGUACAGGGUGAUGGCUUUGGCCCCUUCUUCUAUCUCCCAAAGAUGGAACACUCCAGGGAAGCAAAGAUCUGGAACAGUGUGUUUGAGAAAGCAGAGAAGAUAGUAGGAAUAGAGAAAGGAAGUAUUAGGGCGACGGUGCUCAUAGAGACGCUUCCUGCAGUAUUCCAAAUGAAUGAGAUACUGUAUGAGCUGAGAGACCACUCUGUAGGGCUCAACUGUGGGAGGUGGGAUUACAUCUUCAGCUAUAUCAAGACUUUCCAAUCUCACCCUGACCGCCUUGUCCCUGACCGUGUUCAGGUUGGGAUGUCCCAACACUUCAUGAGAAGUUAUUCUGAUCUUCUCAUCUACACUUGCCACAAGCGCGGUGUCCAUGCUAUGGGUGGCAUGGCGGCCCAGAUUCCUAUAAGGGACAAUCCACAGGCAAACGAGAGGGCUAUGGAGCUAGUAAAGUUAGACAAACUGAGAGAAGUAAAAGCAGGACAUGAUGGUACUUGGGCUGCACAUCCAGGCCUAAUCCCACCAAUCUUAGAAGCCUUCAACCCCAACAUGGGCAAUGCUCCGAACCAAAUCCAGUCUGCACCCCGGCCAGAAGCUUCUGCCAUAUCAGAGGAGGACCUGUUGAAGCUACCUGAAGGAGUUCGUACCAUGGAAGGGCUCCGACUCAACACAAGAGUUGGAAUUCAGUACUUAGCAGCCUGGCUUUCAGGAUCAGGUGCAGUCCCCCUGUACAACUUGAUGGAGGAUGCUGCUACUGCAGAGAUCAGCAGGGCUCAGAACUGGCAAUGGCUCAAGUACAGGGUUGAAUUAGACGGAGAUGGGCUUGGAGUUAAGGUCACUCCGGAACUCUUUGCUCGCGUUGUUGAGGAAGAAAUGGAGAGAAUUCAGAAAGAGGUUGGAAGUGAGAAGUUUCAGACUGAUAAUUACAAGGAAGCCUGCACCCUUUUUACCAACCAGUGUACUGCUACAGAGCUGGAUGAUUUUCUGACUCUUGAUGCUUAUAACCACAUUGUCAUCCAUCACCCCAAGCCCGGGUCGCCGAAGCUUUGAAGGAGACUUGAAGCAAAAAUGCAUAUAUUGCACUAGCCCGGGUCUAUUAUUACUAUGUUUACUUGGGAUUCUGCACUAGCUCUAUGUUGCAUCAUAAAAAUAAAAACCAAUGCAUAUGGCUGCAUAAUGUUUAAACGCUAGUAUUGUAAGAAUAAAUUCUUUCCCAUCUUUGGAUUUCAUAGAAUUUGCCAUUACUCUGAAUAAUAAUGCUGUUAGGAUCUUGAUCUAUGCA